Messenger RNA from Saccharomyces eubayanus, 720 nucleotides. RefSeq names its product dolichyldiphosphatase (gene CAX4). NCBI's taxonomy places the organism in Eukaryota, Fungi, Ascomycota, Saccharomycetes, Saccharomycetales, Saccharomycetaceae. Gene Ontology annotation, molecular function: sphingosine-1-phosphate phosphatase activity. The coding region runs from base 1 to 720 and encodes 239 amino acids. The record is from RefSeq and is a predicted model, not a curated record. The transcript has a single exon.
AUGAAUAGUACAGCCGCCGCGAUAAAUCCUAACCCAAAUGUCAUACCGUUCGAUGAUACAUACAUUCUCUACGAUUCGCAUGAUUUUCUGUCAUUUUUAAGUGCAUAUUUCUCGUUGAUGCCUAUCCUGGUAUUGUCGUUUUAUUUGUCCUGGUUUAUCAUCACAAGAGAGUUAGAAGCAUGUGCUGUGGCCUUUGGUCAACUCAUGAAUGAAAUUUUCAACAACGUGAUAAAGAACAUAAUAAAACAGCCACGUCCCGUGUCGUUUGGCGCAUCCUUCCAAAACGAUACCAUAAGAUCUGGGUACGGGAUGCCUAGUGCACAUUCUCAGUUCAUGGGGUUUUGCUUCACCUACAACUCUUUGAAAAUAUAUACCUCAUGGAGAAAUUUGAGCGUCUUUGAAAAAUGCAUUUUUGCUAGUGGGCUAGCUUUACUGUCAUUCUGCGUCUGUUUUUCUAGAGUUUACUUACACUACCACAAUUUAGACCAGGUGAUUGUGGGAUUUAGCGUGGGCGCAUUGAACGGUUCGCUAUAUUUUUUUAUACUCGGCAUCAUUAGGGAGACGGGCUUGAUCAACUGGUUUUUGAAGCUGCGGAUCGUUAGGUUAUUCUACAUGACAGACUCGUACAACUUGGCGCCUGUAACAUUGAAGGAGAAUUAUGAAAUGUACUGGCAAAGAAUAGAAAAACAGUCCCCCAGCGGUAAACCCAAAAAUGAUUAG